ACUGAGUAUAACGGUCCAUCAAAUUCAUAACCACAUUCAUCUGGUAAUUGAGCUAUUCCAACUGAGGUCCUCUCCUGACGCAAUCGUUCAACUUUUCUGUAACGAUAAGUGCAUUUGAGAAGCAAGGAAAUGUCGUCCUGUUUCUUGAAGGCCUUGGCCAAUGUCAAGAAGGGCACAAUCACGCAACAAGAGUACAUCAGUUGCCUGGUGUCACACUUUCGGGGGGUCCGCCAUUCAGAUGAUAGCGUUCCCAGUAUCCGAAAACCAUUGACAAGUUUCGAACCGUGGGCAGCCUCGCUUCGUGAGUUGGCCCUGGCCACCAAUUAUAAGCCGUUGGAAGAUACCUCUGAGUACGAACAGCUGUUUAUAACUUGUCUCGAAGGUCAACUUGAUGAAUUCAAGUCUGCUUUGCAAACCUUACGCAGUCGGUCCUCGCAACCCGAUCUGCUUCAACCUGCCGCCUGUCUUGCGGCGCAAAAACAACAUCUCGAAAUACUACGGUACUGCCUUGAAGAGGGUGCGUUGUUCGACGUAUAUUUGACUCGAGCGUCUCAAAUGGGUGCGCGCGGAAACACGACGAUUCUGGAGUUUCUGCUCGCAAAAAAUUGGGCAGAUAUUCAACGCUCACCGGAGGCUAUGGAGGAGCAGAUUAAGCACUUUGGAGAUGAUAGCAUGGAAGCGGAGUGGUUGAGGACGCAUGCCGGGAAAGGUGCAAUCGUAGAAAACCCACUCUCGCCGUCUAAGGCAAAGGCAAAGGUGAACAAAAAUGGGAAGAGUCAGGGAAAAGGUAGUUCUAAGGGGAACGGAGAUCCGAAUCAAGGACAUACCCCCGAACAAAUUCAGAGAUGGUUCGGUGACGUGCCUUGGUGAGGGAGAAUGUGGCAAAUAGGAGUCUGACAAGUUCAUUUUGUAAGCGUAGAGUUUGGAGUUAUUGAUUGUGCCCUCCGCACGCUAGGAUCACUACCGUAUCAAUAUAUCUUGCACGUAUGCUUC
Dothidotthia symphoricarpi CBS 119687 is the source of this 993-nucleotide messenger RNA. RefSeq lists its product as uncharacterized. Lineage: Eukaryota; Fungi; Ascomycota; Dothideomycetes; Pleosporales; Dothidotthiaceae. The record is from RefSeq and is a predicted model, not a curated record. The coding region runs from base 130 to 870 and encodes 246 amino acids. The transcript has 2 exons.